This is a messenger RNA of Notodromas monacha, 4395 nucleotides long. The record is from the annotation of a GenBank genome assembly. NCBI's taxonomy places the organism in Eukaryota, Metazoa, Arthropoda, Ostracoda, Podocopida, Cyprididae.
UUAAAGCAAGACGGCAGCAAUUCAGCCCACCUGAUGGAAACCCUUCUGGGGAAGCUGGAUGAGCUGGGGUCCAAAGUCGGGGAGUCUUCCAAGUUGAAAGCGCAACUCCGCAUCGUCCUCAACUGCGCGAAAGAAGCCGCCAAUUCAACUUCCUCAGCCCAGGUUUUCGAAAAGACCUACACUUUCCAAAACAAAGACAACCUUCAGUCCGAGCUCGAAACUGCUCAGCAGCUCAACCAGGACCUGUUGAACAAAGUCAGUGACCUGGAAGCCAAAAGCAAACAACUGCCCGACCAAUUCCAGACCCUACAAGCCGAGCUUUCUUCGACUAAGUCAACCCUCGCUGAGAAAGAAUCGCAACUCCAUGAACUAGCUCUUAUUGCUGAAAAAGCAUCCCAAGCUGCUGCAGACACUGAAUCAAACAAGCAAAACCUUCAUCAUGAGAUUCAAGACCUGCAAAAAAUCCUCGAAUCCCUGGUUCAAGAAAAGAACGAGCUUUCCAACGAGCUGAAUCUCACUCAGCAAAAAUUCAGCUCUGAACAAACGUCUCACGCUCAAUCCAAAUCAAGGGCCAAUGAACUCACAAAUGAACUCAACAAUCUCCUCGGAAAAUACAAUUCCAUCUCAGAAGAAACGUCUUCUUUCAAAUCAGAACUGGAAUCAAGGGAUAAAAAUGUCGAAAAGCUAACGAGAGACGUUUCGGAAUUCAGAUACAUGCUGAGCAUUGCAGAGCGGGAAACCUUGGAAAAGGAGAAAGAAUUGCAAGAAAGAGACUUGGAAAUUGCAAAUUUGAGAUCAGCUCUCGAACAACUGAAAGCAGACAUUCAAACCCUUCGCUCUACACUCCUCGAGGGAUCUUCGGUUUCAGAACACCUCAUAACCAGACUCAAAACCCUCGAAGAUGAGAACCAAAGCCUCGUUUCUCGGCUCGAAGAGGCUGAAACUCGAAGCAAACUUCUGGCGCAACAACAAUUCGAAGCUAACGAGUCAAACCAGAAGUUGCUCCAAGACCUCAACAACUCCAUGGAACUCCUACAGCAAAAGGACACCGAGAUUAUCCGUUUGAACAACCUCAUUGCAUCGUAUGAGCUGAAAUCAAUGAACACAGCACCCCAGGAAUGUGAAACAAUCCAAAAAGAAACCAGCAAACGCCAGCUGCUGGAAUCAUCCCCAGCGGCACCCGUCCUGAAACCCCAGCAGAUGCUGUUGACCCCCGAGAGACCCAUUUCCCCAAUGAUCCCAGUGGAAGGUUGGAUGGAGAUAUUUUUGCAAAAAGAACAACAUCUCAAUGACCUUCUCGCGAGACUCGAUGAGAAACAGAGACUUCUGGAACAGGUCACGCCAACAGCUUUGACUCUUGGUCAGUCAGAAGAACUCAUCAUCCUCCGAGACCGCUUGGGUGAAGUUCUGACCCAGAAACAAUCACUCACGACAGCACUAGAAACGACCAAACAAGACCUGGACAAUCUCCGCGAAAAGUACUCAGACGAGAUUGCCACAUUGACCUCGGAAAUCAAUUCAACCCAGGAAGCAAUUGAGAAAAAAGAAUCUGAUCUCGGUUUCCUGCGUCAAGAACUCGAUCGCAUAUUGCUCGAAUGCCAGCGAUGGAAAUUCUAUGCCAAGGAAAUCCCGCUACAAUCCGCUAAAGACGAUUCAGAAUCAACUAAAGAUCAGAUAAUUGCCAAUCUUCGCACUGAGUUAGAAAUCGUGAACCACGCUAAAACCGGCCUAGUCUUCCAGCUGGAACGCAAAGAAAGCCUGGAAAAAAUCUACGAAUCCCUCACAAAAGACUCUGAAGACCAGCGAAUCAUGAUCAGCAACCUUCAAGCCGAACUAGAAAUAGUCAACAAAUCUAAAACUAUCCUCGCUUGUCAGAGAUCUCUAGACGAGAAGAUAGAAAAGGGCUACGAAGCAUUGAAACUGGAGGUCGAAACCCUUGACGCAGAGCUUCAGGUUGUCGGGAAAGCAAAACUUAUGCUGGAAAACCAACUCUGUCAGCUGAAAAAUGAGCAUGAACAUUUGAAACUUGAAUGGAUGAAUCAGGAAGCGGAUUUGAGUGACUCAAUCCGAACGCUCACUUCCGACUGCGCGGAGAAAAUCGCCGAAAUUUCCGUGCUCACUGACAAUCUCGACAGAGUUACCCGGGAAAAAAUAGACUUGGAAUCAGAGCUUCAGAGUCUCAAAUCCGAACUCUCAACUCUCGACAGCAAGUUUCACGAGACUGUUUCAAAAACCUCAACUCUGGACCAAGAAGCCAAAGAGAGAAACUCUCGCAUUCAAGACUUAGAGGCUCAAUUGUCGAGUGUUUCUCAAGAAAAGCAAGCCCUCUUGGACGACUUACGAACAGUCAACUCUGAGGUGUGUCAACUUCGCGCGGAAUGCGACGUGAGAACGUCGGAGCUCUUCAUUCUGAAGAGCUCAGCUGAAGGAGCAAAUCAAGAAGCCACUUGCGUGAAAGAAAACCUUCUGAAACUGGACCAACAACUCUUUUCUUCGAGGAGCGAAUCUGACAUCAUGCGAGAGGAGCGAGAAGCUCUCAAACACGCCAUGGAAGAAAAGAUUAAUCUUGCGGAGACCCGGGUAAAGAGCGCCGUGGACCAGCUCCACGUCAUCCAGACUCAAAACGAGGCUCUGCAGGCCUCUCUGGAUGCCAAAGAGAUAGAUGUGAAGUUUCUGAAAUCCCAACUAGAUUCCCAACCACUCACACAAGCUCUGGCGAGCUCUUCAAGUAACGACGAGCUUCUUGGUGCUCUCAGACGAGAAUUAGACCGCAGAAACGCGUACAUUGAAGAAUUGACCGCGUCCGUGGUUAAACUAAGCACUUGCAACACAGAACUCACCAAUUCGGUCAACUCCAGACGAUGUGACUUCGCCGCUCCUGAGACAGACAUUGCAGUGCAAAGUCUGCAGACUGAGUUGCAACACAAAGACCUUGAACUGACCCUUAUUAGGCACGAGUAUGAGCAGGUGAUCAAGGAGACAGAGGAGAAAUACGAAAACACUUUGUCUGCUUUACAGCAACAGGUCGACUCUGCACAAAGCUACCAAGAAACCGCGGAAAAAUAUCGCCAGCAACUGCUAACUCAAGAACAAGAUUUCAACUUCCAACUCGAGUCUCUCAAAUCUGUAAACCCGAAACACGCUUCCGAAAUAGAACUCACUCAGCUUAGACGUCAAGUCGCGGAUUACGAGGAGCGAAUGCGGUCGAUUGCUCAGCAAUAUGAGUCAAAGGUAGAAACUCUGGUGCAUCAGCUCAGCGAUAAUUUGACCGAUCAAGAAAGGGACCUCGGGGAACGAUUUGAAAUUGAAUUCGAGGACAGAGCGAGGAUGGAACGCGCGGAAACAGCAGCCAAACACAAACAGGAAAUCGACGCGAUCAAUAAUCAGUGGGAAGACCGAUUGCACACCUUGCGUGAAGAAAUGCUUCGACAGCAGCAUGCCAAUGACCAAUUCACAAGCACGCUCCUUAAAAAGGAAUCGGAAUCGAACCAGAUGCAAGCCCUUCAAAAGCGUGUGCAGGAGCUGCAAGAUCUUCUAGAAGCGACAUCUACUCCCUCGCCCAUAACCACUCAACUCCAGCCCUGGACAGCCGAAGACUCGUACCAAGGCCGGAUCCAAGAACUCAUCGCGAAACUCGGCGAAAUGGAAGCAGAAAAGAACCGCCUGAAGCGCAAGAUCGACGAGCUGAACCGACUCCACGCUCAGGAAAUCCAAUCCUACGUCAGCACUAUCCAGUCCUGCUUCAGUGCAGGCAGUGACGUGGCAUCGAAGUUCGAGCACUUGCGGAAAAUGCAGCAGCUGGAGUUGGCCAAUGCCCAGGCCAGGCUACGCGUCGAAUACGAAGCCAAGGUCAUGGACUUGAAAACAAGGUUCGAAGACAAACUGCGCGAGCUCAAGAAAACAGACCCAUCCGAGAAAGAGAAAAACCAGUUCCGUCUGAGUUUGGACCCCAGCUCAUCCAGCUCUCCACCAUCCGCGACUACAGCGCUUUCGCCCGAAUCAAUGUUGAGGCAUGGGCCAAUGGAGAGAGAAUUGCUUUCAAGGAGCAGAUCUCCUGCUUUUGGAAGCCGACCGAUUUCUCCGGGGGUUCUCGGGUUCGAAGUUUCUACGCAGAUCAAUCAAUUGAUCAUUGAUUUUAUCACUGACAUGCGAACAGUCGAAGGUGUUCCCGACAGACUGAAGGACAAAGUUGCUGCUCUGAAACGGCGAGCUGAACUGGUUUCUACUAAUGUCACCAGGGAAACUCAAGCAGCUGUGGAAAGAGAACGUCUGAAUGCUCAAGAUGUGCAAGACGAGUUGGAAGAAAAAUUUGCCGACAUGGAAGCGAGGCAUAAACUCGAAAUCGCCAAGCUGGCGGAAGAUUACAACAGCCACAAAAAGGUUCAAAUUAUUUGA